This is a messenger RNA of Gambusia affinis (western mosquitofish), 2001 nucleotides long. It is a transcript of the gene evx1, whose product is annotated as even-skipped homeobox 1. The record is from RefSeq and is a predicted model, not a curated record. The transcript is spliced from 3 exons. NCBI's taxonomy places the organism in Eukaryota, Metazoa, Chordata, Actinopteri, Cyprinodontiformes, Poeciliidae. Gene Ontology annotation, molecular function: RNA polymerase II cis-regulatory region sequence-specific DNA binding; DNA-binding transcription factor activity, RNA polymerase II-specific. Gene Ontology annotation, cellular component: nucleus. Gene Ontology annotation, biological process: regulation of transcription by RNA polymerase II. Bases 62 to 1378 code for a protein of 438 amino acids.
ACUGGCCUGUUAGGAAUGACAGCUCUGUAGAAGGGGAGAGAGAAAGAGAGAGAGAGGGUAAAUGGUGAUCCCUCCCAGAGCUCCGUCUCCACACUCUGCCGCGCUCUUCUCUGAGGGUCACACCGGAUUGCGUCCCCUCUUUCCCAGCAGCCUUUCCAAAGCGCUUUCAACCCCACCCCUCCCGCCUCCCGCCCGACUCCAAGCUGAGAACCGCCGGCUCACAUUUCUGGCAGUUCACGCUCUCCCGCGAAGUCGACCCUUUUCAGAACAGCGACGGGUGAUGGAAGGCAGAGAGGAGGUGGCGAUGGUGAGAUCGGCGGAGGGAGUCACUGGGAUCCCAGCUCGAGAACCGCAGGGGAAACCGGGCCACAGGAGCUGCCUGAGCCCCGGCGCUGCGCCCUACUCGCGGGAGAGGACCACGGAGCUUGCGCCGGAGGAGAGCGCACGGAGGAGCAUGUGUGCCGACACCAGGUCGGUCACCGGAUCUUCCUCCGGGGUACGGCAUCACAAAGAUGGCAGCAGUUCGGACAACGAGUCGGACUUCUAUGAGGAAAUUGAUGUGAGCUGCACCCCUGAGAGCAUGGACUACCCAACGUCUAAAGGUCGAAACGGAGAAUCUCCGGGUCAUUCUCCGGGUGAGACCGGCGCCGACCCGGGUAAGACAAUCCCUGGUCAGGGUUCUCUGUCCUACGGAGCGGACCAGAUCCGCCGGUACCGAACAGCGUUCACCCGGGAGCAAAUCGCCCGACUGGAGAAGGAGUUCUAUCGGGAAAACUACGUGUCCAGGCCGAGAAGAUGCGAGCUCGCAGCUGCUCUGAAUCUACCUGAAACCACAAUUAAAGUGUGGUUCCAGAACCGCAGAAUGAAAGACAAACGCCAGCGGUUGGCCAUGACGUGGCCUCACCCCGCCGACCCGGCCUUCUACACCUACAUGAUGAGCCACGCCGCGGCCACUGGGAACCUGCCCUACCCCUUCCCGUCCCACCUGCCGUUGCCCUACUAUUCUCCUCUGAGUGUUGGUGUCGGUGGCGCCCCGGCCCCUGGUGCCACACCUUUUUCAACCCCGCUGCGCUCUCUGGACAGCUUCCGGGUGUUGUCUCACCCUUACCAGAGGCCAGAGCUUCUGUGCGCCUUCAGGCACCCUUCCGUGUACCCGUCAGGCCCGGCCCAUGGCCUCGGCCCGGGUGGGAGUCCCUGUUCCUGUCUGGCCUGUCACACUAGUCCCUCCAACGGGAUCGCUAGCAGGCCAUCCGGUUCGGACUUUACCUGCUCCCCAACGAGCAGGACAGACUCUUUUGUCACUUUUACGCCUUCAGUGCUCAGCAAAUCUUCAUCCGUUACACUAGACCAGAGGGAAGAGGUGCCUCUGACCAGAUGAAACCAAAAACAAAACCGACUCUCCCCGUUUGUGUAAAGCAUCGACCUCUGCAUUAUUGGGCCGGGACUAAAACAGCAUGAAUAAAUCGGGAAGGAAAACAACAUUUCCGACGUUCAAGAAAGCGCUCAAAGAAUCUGUCCUGACUGUAACUGAAUUCUUACUUGACAACCAGGACAUCAAGACAGGGACACCAGAUAUGAUUUUUAGAAGACUUAUUUGAAGGGCGGCAAAUCCAAUUGGAUGGAUGUCAUUAAGGUUUUCUCUCACUGUUAUUGCUUGUCGCCUCUUUAGGCAUCUAAAUCGAUCUACGUGUUUAAUUAGUUACGCCAGAAUGAUGCUUUCCAUUUCUCUUUCGUUUUUUAAACUAGGGUAUUUUUUUAAAUUAUUUUUUUCCCAUAAGGCAGAUUAUGACCGUCUCAUUAAAAGCCACUCUCCACAUCGGGGUCCUAGAAGAGGCGGAGGCAGCGGCACGGGCCGAAAUGUGCACAUGCAAGUAAAAUUAGUAAGAGAUGUAUAUGUAGGAGCCGGCACAUUUUGAGCACUGAAUUAAUGGUAAUACGAGCAGGAAGGGAUCGUUGCUGACAAAAGGUAUAACAAGGCGCCGAGGGAACGGAUUAGACUUA